UCUCCGGACUUCCUCAACAAAUAGGAGGCGAUUCUUAAAGCGUCUCCCCACUGAUGAUACUCGCAUGCAGUUUUCAAAACAGAAAGAAAGAAGGAAAGCGCGCAGUCGUUUCUAUUAGGCAACAUAAUGCUAAUUUACAACACAACGAGGCAAAAUUUGUCCAGGACUGAUUUUGCGCCGAGCCAUUGCGUCUUUGUUCAAGUGAGAAACCCCUUCUGAGAGUUGAGUCUCUCUCUGGGCGUCGCGUUUAUCAGCUGAUACCGAUUAGAAAACAUAUUUGGCAUUCCUGAGUAACAGGUAGGAUUCAAACUUUGUGCUGCCCAAUCAGAUAAUCAGACUCAUAAACGGCACCUUUUUCUUCUAUCUCUCUCUCGAUGCCCAAGAAAGUGAGCGCCUUAUUUUUAAAUUUCAGAAAUAAUGAAGUGGGCGUUUGUUGCGUUUGUUUCCAGCGUGUUUAGGAGCUGUGAGCUGUGAGGCGCUGCUGCCAGGAUCAGACCUCCAGGAAUCCGGCGGCUCUUUGUCUGUCAGCACCGCGGACAGCUCCUGGCGCGCCUCAGCUGCACGCGGUUCGAACUUAGGCAGCCACGCUCGCCUCCUUCAUUCAUUCAUUCAUUCAUUCAUUCACUCACUCACACACUCACUCAGUCGCUCACUCACUCAUUCACUCACCCAGCUCCACUGUAGUUCACUGCCACACUUGUUUCAUAAACUCAACACUGCUGCGAAGGAUAUGCGUUUGGCUUAUUCCGUGCACGGCGGCGCUGGAAACUGAGGAACCCCUGCGCAGGCUGUAAUCUACAAACACUCUGAAGAAGAGAAGGACGGCGAGGAUGGCAAUGAUGCUGUAAAUGGCCUCUGUCAGAAUAAAAACACUGCUGCUUUGAGAUCUGGUGGUGCUGCUGCGCCUUUCUGUUCUUUUCUUCAGUGCUGCCGUCAUCAAAAAGCUGACCAGACGCUGACCAGAAACCAAAGGCAGGACAGUGACCUUGUUUUGCCCAGGGAUAUGUCAUUGGGGAAAUCCCCUGAGUUGGGGGUGCGCCCUGUGCCCCGACCCCUCUGGCUGUCCCACCUCAGCCUGCUGUGCUUAUGUGUCUCUCUCUUUGCCCAGGCACCCCAGGGUUUGCCUGUGGUGGGUUACAACACAGACUCCAAGAGGGAGAUCACACUGGAUGGAGAUUUGAUGAUUGGUGGUCUGUUCCCUGUCCACCAGAAAGGUGAGGGGGUCGAGGACUGUGGGAAGAUCAAUGCUCAGAGAGGGAUCCAGAGACUGGAGGCCAUGUUGCUGGCAUUAGAUGAAAUCAACAAGGAUGAGCGCAUCCUUCCUGGGAUCAGACUGGGAGCUCAUAUACUGGACACAUGCUCUAAGGACACCUAUGCUCUGGAGCAGUCUCUAGAGUUUGUCAGGGCCUCCCUCACCAAAGUGGACGACAGUGAGUACACGUGCCCCGAUGGCUCGUACGCCAUCCACGACGAAGUCCCUCUGGCUAUCUCUGGGGUCAUAGGAGGCUCCUACAGUGAUGUCUCCAUUCAGGUAGCCAACCUGCUGCGACUUUUCCAGAUCCCUCAGAUUAGCUAUGCUUCUACCAGUGCCAAGCUAAGUGACAAGACCCGUUAUGAUUACUUUGCCCGCACCGUGCCCCCUGACUUCUACCAGGCCAAGGCAAUGGCAGAGAUCCUGCGUUACUUCAACUGGACAUAUGUAUCGACAGUGGCGUCAGAAGGUGACUAUGGUGAGACUGGUAUUGAUGCCUUCCAGCAGGAGGCUCGUGCUCGCCAGAUUUGCAUCGCCACUUCAGCCAAGGUGAGCCGCUCCAUGAGCCGCUGGAGUUAUGAGAACGUGAUCCGCUCCCUGCAGCAGAAGUCCAACGCCAAGGUGGUCAUCCUAUUCACACGCAGCGAAGAUGCCCGAGAGCUGCUGGUGGCUGCCAACCGCAUGAAUGUCACCUUCACCUGGGUGGCCAGUGACGGCUGGGGAGCGCAGGAGAGUGUGGUGAGGGGGAGUGAAGCUGUUGCAGAUGGGGCGUUCACCAUUGAACUUUCUUCCUAUCAAAUUCCCCAUUUCAAUAAAUACUUCACUGCCCUUCACCCGUACAACAACACCAGGAAUCCCUGGUUCAGAGAGUUUUGGGAAAACCAAUUCCAGUGCAGCCUCCACGAUCUGGGCUGUGGGAAACACUCACUCACUGAGGUUCCGUUUCAACCAGAAUCCAAGAUCAUGUUUGUAAUAAAUGCUGUUUAUUCAAUGGCUACUGCCUUACAUAACAUGAGGCAAGCCUUGUGCCCCAACUCCACCAAGGUGUGUGAUGCUCUUAAACCUGGCAACGGCCGAAAGUUUUACCGGGACUACAUUCUGAAGGUCAAAUUUGAUGCACCCUUCCGUCCCCCAGACACAGAGAAUGUAGUCCGCUUUGAUGCCUUUGGAGACAGCCUAGGCCGUUACAACAUUUUUCACUACCACAAAGAGGGUGGACGCUACGUCUACCGUAAAGUCGGCUACUGGGCUCAGAGCCUGACCCUAAACACCAGCUUGAUCCCUUGGCCUGCCCAGGUUGUGCCCACCUCCCAGUGUAGUGACCCCUGCAGGAAGAACGAGGUGAAGAGUAUGCAGCCAGGAGAUGUAUGCUGCUGGAUCUGUAUCCCCUGUCAGCCCUACCAGUACUUGCAUGAUGAGUUCACCUGUGCUGAUUGCAAUUUUGGACAGUGGCCUCUGGCCAAUCUGACAGGCUGUUACGACCUGCCAGAGGAGUACAUUCGCUGGGAAGAUGCCUGGGCUAUUGGGCCUGUCACCAUUUCUUGUAUUGGGAUGAUGUGCACACUCUUUGUUAUUGGCCUCUUCCUAAAGCACAAUGAGACUCCUGUAGUGAAGGCCAGUGGACGUGAGCUCUCCUACAUUCUUCUGCUGGGAGUGCUGAUGUGUUACAGCAUGACAUUCAUCUACAUCGCCAAACCAUCCACAGCAGUGUGUACGCUGCGCCGACUCGGGUUAGGCACCUCCUUUGCUGUGUGCUAUUCAGCCCUACUAACCAAGACCAAUCGCAUCGCUCGGAUCUUCAGUGGAGUGAAGGACGGUGCCCAGAGGCCCCGAUUUAUCAGCCCAGCCUCCCAAGUUGCCAUCUGUGGUGCUCUGAUCUCCUGCCAGCUGGUAGUGGUGGUGGUCUGGCUGCUGGUGGAGGCCCCAGGGGUGAGAAAGGAAGUGAGCCCAGAGAGGAGAGACGUGGUCACCCUUAAGUGUAACAGCAAGGACUCCAGCAUGCUCAUGUCUCUCACUUACAACUGCGUCCUCAUUAUCCUCUGCACGGUCUAUGCCUUCAAGACCCGCAAAUGUCCUGAGAACUUCAAUGAGGCCAAGUUCAUCGGGUUUACCAUGUACACCACCUGCAUCAUCUGGCUGGCCUUCCAGCCCAUUUUCUACGUUACUGCCAGUGACUACAGGGUACAGACCACCACCAUGUGCAUCUCUGUCAGCCUCAGUGGGUCGGUGGUGCUGGGCUGCCUCUUCGCUCCGAAGAUCCACAUCAUCCUGUUCCAGCCUCAGAAGAAUGUCAGCACCCUCAGGGUGGCCACCACCCGCUUCAGCGUCACCACUGGUCCGGGCUCCAGUUUUUCUCAAGCAUCAGCCUCCAAUGUUGUUCCAACAGUGUGUAACGGACGAGAGGUGGUGGACUCCACAACAUCCUCCUUGUGAAGAACAGCUGAGUUUGUUUGCCAAGCAUUGUAAACAGAGUUAUAUAAUCACUAGUCCUGAAUCAGGUGUCUCAGAUAUCAAGAGGUCACACAGAUGAUCGUCCUGACUUUGUUGUCCUCAAAGUGCUGUGAGUACAAUGUCCCAAUUAUUUCAUUUUGUUCUUUGACUCGUAGCAAUUUUAAAUGAGAUGCCAAUAAAGUCGCAUAUAGCCCUUGUUUUUGAAGAUUCUACUUGCAACAAUGGAGUAAAUUAUAGUAAAUCUGUUAAAUGUAAUAUAUACAAGACGUUUUUAAUGUAGAUUCUGGUGAACCAGUUUGUGCUUUCUUGUAAUUUAUGUAAAUAAAAUGUGUUUUUUAUUAAUAUCAAAA
Molecule: messenger RNA, 4053 nt
Organism: Amphiprion ocellaris (clown anemonefish)
Lineage: Eukaryota; Metazoa; Chordata; Actinopteri; Pomacentridae
Gene: grm2a
Product: glutamate receptor, metabotropic 2a
Exons: 6
Coding region: 1004-3685 (893 amino acids)
Biological process (GO): G protein-coupled glutamate receptor signaling pathway; regulation of synaptic transmission, glutamatergic
Cellular component (GO): membrane
Molecular function (GO): group II metabotropic glutamate receptor activity
Source: RefSeq, a predicted model, not a curated record